AUGCCGCCCAAAGCAAAGCCUUCAUCAUCGGGGAAGUCUUCGGGAAAAUCUGGCGGAAAAGCAGAAGACGAAAUUGAAAAUAAUAGAAAGGCUAUACGAAAAUUCUUGAAAACCUAUGAGAAGUCAUGUCAGGAUAAGGGUUUAGUGCUCUUACCCUCUAUUUCUCAAAAAUUGAAUCGACUUGUCAAAUCGGAGGAAGGACCUAACACUUUAAAUAUUCCCUUUUUGAUUACGGAAGAGUUGUCGUUAGAGGCUGUUCAGGCAUUAAUUGAAAGCCUGGACAGCAGUAUUCAGGGAUAUGAAAAGAUUUCAUUCUGGAGGAAUAAUUUAUCGGAAAAGACAGUGCAACUGAUUGGAAAGUGGCUACAACCUCAUCCACAUCUCAAAGAGUUGGAAAUUAUCGACAAUCGGGUUGGGCCGAAAGGAUGUCAAGCAAUAUCAAGAGCUUUACAGCACAACGAAACACUGACCUAUUUAAAUUUGGAUCAUAAUGAGCUGGGAGAUGAAGGUGCAGCUGCAUUGGCGGUAGGCCUUUCGUGGAGCCCUUCACUCAUAAAAGUGUCGCUCAAUUAUUGUGGAAUUGAAGAGGAAGGAGCUGUUCUCCUUGCGAAUGAAGCCAUCGCCAAAUCGUCCUCUCUCCAAAUUCUCGAAAUGCAAGGCAAUUCAAUUGGAGACAGAGGAUUUGACGCAAUUGGACAGGCAUUAGCAAGAUCACAAAAACUCCAAACACUCAAUCUUUCUGGUUGUAACGAAGGUCUUCCUCUCAAGACUGACAUUGUUUCGCGAAUGUGUGAGUCAAUCAAGCAAAACCCAAAUAAUACUCUUCAAAAUUUGGAUCUCAACUAUAUUACGGUAGAACCUGAAGCAGUGUUCAUGUUUGCUGAAUUGGCAAAACAGAAGGAGAACAUCUUAAGGAUUCGUUUGUAUGAACGAGUUGACAAGGUCGCCUACAAGGAACUGGCCACCCAAUUAGGCACCAAUCUCAAGAAUUAUAUUCAAAAGAACAAACCAAAGAAAAAGAAGAAGGCAAAGAAGAAGGAAAAAUAG
Molecule: messenger RNA, 1047 nt
Organism: Naegleria fowleri
Lineage: Eukaryota; Heterolobosea; Eutetramitea; Acrasida; Naegleriidae
Exons: 2
Coding region: 1-1047 (348 amino acids)
Biological process (GO): nucleocytoplasmic transport; activation of GTPase activity
Cellular component (GO): cytosol; nucleus; perinuclear region of cytoplasm
Molecular function (GO): GTPase activator activity; small GTPase binding
Source: RefSeq, a predicted model, not a curated record